Molecule: messenger RNA, 1086 nt
Organism: Helobdella robusta
Lineage: Eukaryota; Metazoa; Annelida; Clitellata; Rhynchobdellida; Glossiphoniidae
Exons: 2
Coding region: 1-1086 (361 amino acids)
Biological process (GO): mitochondrial respiratory chain complex III assembly
Cellular component (GO): mitochondrial inner membrane
Molecular function (GO): protein dimerization activity
Source: RefSeq, a predicted model, not a curated record
AUGACUUCUAACCAAAAUUUGUGUCAAUCACCUACAAUCGAUAGUCGCUUUUUGAAAAAUGAUCUGGAAAAUAUAUUUGAGUUUGAAGAAGAAAAUGGACAAAAAAAGUCAGCUAGAUGUAAGCUAAAAAAUGAUGAUGUGCAAUGCAAUUUUCAGGCAAUGGGAACAAGUGUGUCAAAAAAGUUUAAUCUUUGGCGUCAUGUGAAACGUAAUCAUCCUAAAAUCUAUGAUGAGUUAGUAAAACAAAAAGAUGAAAACGAUAAAGCUGCCUCAGAUAAAAAACGUGGUAAUGAAAAUGAUGCCACGCCAUCUAAAAAAAAAAUAAAAACUGUACAAGAAAACAUGAGCACAUAUUUUACAUCAUCAAAAGUUACAAUCACUAUAGAUGCAAGUACUUUUCAAGAAGGACUUGUUGAGAUGAUUUGUUUGAGUAUGGUUCCAUUUACUUCAUUUACAUUAAAAAACAAAGGAUUUCAAAAAAUUGUUGGUGAAAUGGCAAAAAAACUCGGUGUAUCAAUGGGGCAUGAUGCGGUUCGACAUUUGGUAAUAACCACAGCAGAUUCUUCUCGCAUGAAAGUUGCCUUUCAAGCUGCUGAUCUUACUCCAGGUAUGUUUAUGAAGGAGUGGUGUAAACUUGAAAAAUGUUUGGAAGAAAAUGGAGAAUAUGUUGCGCUAGGAAUUUUAUCUUCUAUGAGAAAGCGGAAAGAAAAGCUUUUACACAACACACAUUUUCUUGCUGGAGUGUAUGUUGAUGCUAGAUACAGAAUCUUAUUGAAUAAAUCAGACAAAAUCAAAGCCAGAGAAGGUUUGGCUGAUAUUCAAUUGCGAUUAAAAAGAAAAAAGCAUUUUGAAGAGGACUGUAAAGCUGUUGAGGAUGUUGGAAGAAUAAAGGUGAAUGUCUUCGAAGCCAUUGCACAUUAUCCAGAUCGAAUCAGACAGUCAAGCAGAAUAGCUGCAAGUAUGCCAACAUCACAAGCCAGCGUUGAAAGAUUAUUUUCAGCUUUGAAAUUAAUACUAAGUGAUAACAGACAAUCGAUGAAAGAAGAUUUGCUUUCCGCUAUUUUGUUUAUUAGAAUGAAUGAUUGA